Molecule: messenger RNA, 781 nt
Organism: Dacryopinax primogenitus
Lineage: Eukaryota; Fungi; Basidiomycota; Dacrymycetes; Dacrymycetales; Dacrymycetaceae
Exons: 8
Coding region: 102-725 (207 amino acids)
Biological process (GO): mitochondrial fission
Cellular component (GO): mitochondrion
Source: RefSeq, a predicted model, not a curated record
GUCCUCCUCACCCGUCACCGCCCCGGCUCCCACGCACCACCAUCUGUACAAAAGCCCUGCUCGACGCACCCCGACAGCUAGCAAUAAGUACGAGGUGAAGAAUGUCGUCCACGGCUGUGCAUACGGUGGAGAAGGUCGCGGGGGAGGCUAAGCACGAGGUUGAUACUGCCGCUGACAAGGGCUUUGACACUGUUGAUAGCAAUGCUCGGUACCUGGCGUAUUUCUCCAGGCUGAACACUGCUAUCCGCGCAGGAUCGCGAUACUUCGCCUACACAAGCGAUGUUGGUGAAGCCUUCCGCCCCGUUGUCAACCCUCGUGUGGUCACCGCAGCAUAUGGGAUUUCAUGGGCCUACGUGCUCGGGGACGUCUCCUACGAAGUAUACAAGUCGUACCGUAAAGGCCCUACUCCACUAGAGGCGCAGAGCUUCUCCGAGCCCGCCCGGCUCUCCCUCAUGGCUGUCAAGCGCGGUAGCUUUCAGGCGAUUGCAUCCAUGGCAUUACCGGCACUGACGAUCCAUACUGUUGUCCGGAUGUGCACGUCGGCGUUUAAAGACGUCAAGAAUGUGCGCCUAAAAGCCUGGGGACCAACCAUGACGGGUCUCGCUGUCGUCCCCUUCCUUCCGAUCUUCUUCGAUAAGCCCGUUGAACACGUCCUGGACAGGAGCUUCGACUGGAUCGAGGACCAAAUCAGGAAAGAAGAAGUGGCGUCGAAGAAGGAACUAUAGACGCCUAAACUGUAGCUUAUUAGAAAUUCUGAUUCCCUUAAUCUUACGAAAUUAUC